AUGCUUAAGUCAGCAAACUCACCGAGACCCGCUUCAUGGAUACUUGAAAAAUCACUUGACGGCUUCACUUACGAACCCUGGCAAUAUUUCGGCCUGAGUGAUGCAGACUGUCAGCGACGUUACGGCCUAGCCGGACAAAAUGGCAAAUACGUUUUCGAAAAUGAUACUGAAGUCAUUUGCACCACACAAUUCUCAAAAGCACUACCACUAGAAAACGGUGAAUUACACGUCUCCUUACUGAAGAAUCGCCCUGGUGCCAUGGAUCAAUCAGAAGAGCUAAUGAACUUCAUAACGGCGCGUUACAUACGCAUCCGCUUGCAGGGUAUGCACACAACAGCAAAUCUGGACAACAGCGUGGAUUGGCUACUGGAUGCGCAAUCACUUGAGAAACGUUCCUUCUACUCACUAAAGCAGAUACGCGUAAGUGCGCGCCUCGAUUGCCACGGCCAUGCCGAUAAGACCGUCGAGUUGGCGGAGAAGCGCGCCGACGAGGUGGAGUACGCGCAACUCGCAUCAUCGCUGCAAUGCGUCUGUCAGCACAAUACCUGCGGUGCGGAUUGCGGCGAAUGUUGUGCACUUUAUCAGGACAAGCCAUUCCGUAAUGGCACAACGCGUGAGGCGAACGAUUGUGAGCUGUGUCAGUGCAAUGGCCAUGCGGAAUCGUGCAUUUACGAUGCAUUUCUAGAGCGCGGUAUCUGCCAACAAUGUCAGAACAAUACCGCCGGCAAUGAGUGUGAGUUCUGUGUUAGCAGUCACUAUCGCGCGCACAAUGAAACGCUCACCACACCCUGCCAACGAUGCGAAUGCGGCGAACGUGGCGCAACGGGCACUUGUGAUCCAGAGAGUGGUGACUGCCAUUGCCGCGAAGGAUUUCAAGGCGCGCGCUGUGACGAAUGCAGCAGCGGUUAUUAUGGCGAAGAGUGCCGUAGAUGCGAGUGUGAUGUGCGUGGCACAAUACCGGACACGGAAUGCGCGGGUGUAUGUAAAUGUAAGGCGCAUGUGGCUGGCGACACCUGCAGCGAAUGCUUGCCGGGCUAUUAUGACCUUAACGCCGAGCAACCAGAUGGUUGCGCGCCCUGCUGGUGUUCCGGUGUGGGGUUGUCGUGCAGUAGCGCAGUACUGCAAACACUCGCUUUCGAGACAUUGAACGAUUGGAAGGUGACGGACAUGACGCGCUCCCAAGUGGCUAUGCCAACAGUGGAUACCAAUACGAACUACCUGGUUUAUGGCAUGUACGAUCUGAACGAGGUGGAAGCCAUUUACUGGCAGGCGCCGCAAGGCUAUCUUGGCAAUCGCCUGACAAGCUAUAGCGCACGGCUCACUAUACAAGUCAGCUGGGUAACAAUACGUGGCGACACAUCUGGCAAACCCACAGCUGGACCAGAUGUGAUACUAUUUGGACGGAAUGGCUUGAAAAUUGCUUAUGGCGAUACAACAUAUACGCACGGCUCAACGGCCACCAUUAACAUUACGCUUGACGAAACGGAUUGGUAUCAUGUGCCGUCAGCAGUGCGCGAUAUUAAGACGCGUCUGCGCCGCACCGAAUAUCAUGGCUCGGCGGUGACGCGCGCCCAGCUGCUCUCUGUUCUAUCGGCGCUAGAUGCGUUGCUCGUACGCGGCACUUAUCAUACGGAUCAAGUGGAAACCGCGCUGGAGCGUGUAAUCAUCUACUCGGGUGGCACGGAGUUGGGCGCGGUGAAGGCGAGCACACGUGUUGAGCAAUGCGCUUGUCCGCCGGGUUACACGGGACUCUCCUGCGAGAGCUGUGAUUUCGGCUUUAUACGUAUCUGGGAGAAUGCGACAGAUCAUCAGUUGGUGGCCAAAUGUAUUCCCUGCCCAUGCAAUGGGCAUUCGAACUCGUGCGACUUGCAGAGCGGCGGCUGUGGCAACUGUAUGCAUAACACCUAUGGCGAGCGUUGUGAGCGCUGCAAAGUUGGCUAUUACGGCAACCCACUGCAAGGCACCGAACACGAUUGCAAACGCUGUGCCUGCCCUCUGUUGGUCGAUAGCAACAACUUUUCGCCCAGUUGUCAGCUCAAAACGUACAGUAUCAUGGAUCUGAACCCAUUGUAUGGUGUGGUGGAAAAUUCCGAGUACAUUUGCACGCAAUGCCCGCACGGCUACACUGGUGACCAUUGUGAAAUGUGCGACGACGGCUUCUUUGGCAAUCCAACAGUGCAGGGCUCACACUGUCGUCCGUGCAAUUGCGAUGGUGGACCGUGUGAUGUGUUCACCGGGCAGUGCAUCAUCUGCGACGGCAACACGGAGGGCUGGCGUUGUGAGCGCUGCAAGCUCGGCUACUGGGGUGACCCCUCUAUGGGUUGUGAACUUUGUGAUUGCUACACAGAUGGCUCGGAUAGUGACUUUUGUGACAGCACCAAUGGCCAGUGUUUGUGUAAACCGCGUUUCGCCGGUCAAAAGUGUGACGAAUGUGAUGCGGGUUACGCGAAUGUCGAUUUGAAGUGUUUGCCGUGCAAUUGCAAUCCUCUCGGCGCUGAGGAUGUAGACUAUUGUGAUCCGGAUAGUGGACAGUGUGAGUGUAAACGAGGUGUAACGGGCCUGCAGUGUGAUGAAUGCUCAGAAGGACAUUUUGGACUCAAAAAUGAAUCCGAUGGUUGUGAGGGUGAGUGA
Molecule: messenger RNA, 2631 nt
Organism: Anastrepha ludens (Mexican fruit fly)
Lineage: Eukaryota; Metazoa; Arthropoda; Insecta; Diptera; Tephritidae
Product: laminin subunit alpha-1-like
Exons: 3
Coding region: 1-2631 (876 amino acids)
Biological process (GO): axon guidance
Cellular component (GO): basement membrane
Molecular function (GO): extracellular matrix structural constituent
Source: RefSeq, a predicted model, not a curated record